AUACACCUUCUUUCUCUCUCGCGUCUUGGUGUUGCCCUGCUUCAUAGCCUUCGUUGCAGACCCAGACCAAACCAUCCAACCACCGCAUUCUCAUUCACCGAUUCUUUCUUCUCGCCAUGUACAGAGCAGCAGCUUCAUCUCUCAAGAGGGGUCUCAAGGGCCAUGGUGGCAACUUGGGAGCCACUAGGUUUGUGACCUCGGCCGCCGCAGCUACAAGGGCUUCCUCUGGUGGUUUGUUUAGCUGGCUUACUGGAGAGCGUUCUAGCUCUCUUCCUCCUCUGGACACACCACUUAGUGGUGUUGUUCUCCCUGAUCCACUGCCAGAUUUUGUUGAAGCAAGCAAGACCAGUAUCACAACUCUCCCCAAUGGACUCAAAAUAGCAUCGGAGACCUCGCCGAACCCUGCAGCCUCAAUUGGGUUAUAUAUUGAUUGUGGUUCCAUCUAUGAGACACCGUUGUCAAGUGGGGCUUCGCACUUGCUAGAGCGAAUGGCUUUCAAGAGCACAGCAAACCGUAGCCAUUUUCGUAUUGUACGGGAAGUAGAAGCAAUUGGUGGCAAUAUAGGGGCGUCAGCUUCUCGGGAGCAAAUGGGCUACACAUUUGAUGCUUUAAAGAGCUAUGUUCCAGAAAUGGUUGAAUUACUGAUUGACUCCAUAAGGAACCCAGCUUUCCUGGAUUGGGAGGUCAAUGAGGAGCUUCGAAAGGUGAAAGCAGAGCUUGUAGAACUCUCAAACAAUCCCCAAGGCUUGCUUUUGGAAGCAGUUCACUCUGCUGGUUAUUCUGGUGCAUUGGCUUAUCCUCUUUUGGCUCCUGAAUCUGCACUGAACAGAUUGGAUGGCUCCAUUUUAGAGGAAUUCGUUGCUAAAAAUUACACAGCACCUAGAAUGGUCCUUGCAGCAUCUGGAGUUGACCAUGAAGAACUUGUAUCUGUUGCUGAGCCACUUCUCUCUGAUCUGCCAAGUGUGCCCCGUCCUGAAGAACUAAAAUCUAUCUAUGUUGGGGGUGACUUUCGUCGUCAAGGUGAAUCAGGGGGUAGUACACAUGUUGCUAUUGCUUUUGAAGUGCCUGGCGGCUGGCAAAAAGAGAAAGAUGCUAUAGUUUUGACUGUUCUACAGAUGCUUAUGGGAGGAGGUGGGUCAUUCUCAGCAGGGGGGCCUGGGAAAGGAAUGCACUCAAGGCUAUAUCUUCGUGUGCUGAAUCUUCAUCAGGAGAUUCAAUCUUUUUCUGCUUUCAACAGUAUCUUCAACAAUACAGGACUGUUUGGCAUUUAUGCAAGCACUAGCCCUGAUUUUGUGCAAAAAACUCUGGAGAUAGCAGCUACAGAACUCUUAGAAAUUGCAUCGCCUGGGAAAGUUUCGCAGGAACAGCUUGAUCGUGCCAAAAAAUCCACGAAGUCUGCAGUUUUAAUGAAUCUGGAAUCUAGAAUGAUUGCAUCAGAGGAUAUAGGAAGGCAGAUUUUGACUUAUGGAGAAAGGAAGCCUGUGGAGCAGUUCUUGAAGGCUGUUGAUGCAAUCACUUUGAAUGAUAUCACUAAAAUCUCUCAGAAGAUUAUUUCCUCACCCUUGACUAUGGCAUCAUAUGGGGAUGUUGUUAAUGUGCCCAGUUAUGAAUCUGUGAACAGAAUAUUCCAUGCAAAAUGAAAAUUUUCAUAACAUUUUCUGGACCACACGUGCCUACGACAAAUUUUUAAGAGCAAUGUACCAUCUCGGCAGUGCUGGAAAUAAACCCCAGAGAAAUUUUGGUUUUGAUCUGAGGAGCCAUUGUUGAGGUUCCGUGUUUGUACCUCUUUUUUCUUUUAUAAUGAUUUGCCUAAUGUAUCAAGUGCAUGGUUGCAUGCUUAAUGAUCACGUAAAUCUUUUCAUUUUGUGAA
Molecule: messenger RNA, 1870 nt
Organism: Lotus japonicus
Lineage: Eukaryota; Viridiplantae; Streptophyta; Magnoliopsida; Fabales; Fabaceae
Product: probable mitochondrial-processing peptidase subunit alpha-2, chloroplastic/mitochondrial
Exons: 13
Coding region: 117-1640 (507 amino acids)
Biological process (GO): proteolysis
Cellular component (GO): mitochondrion
Molecular function (GO): metalloendopeptidase activity; metal ion binding
Source: RefSeq, a predicted model, not a curated record